Messenger RNA from Hyla sarda, 5953 nucleotides. RefSeq names its product oocyte zinc finger protein XlCOF7.1-like. Bases 293 to 4984 code for a protein of 1563 amino acids. The transcript has 22 exons. Gene Ontology annotation, biological process: negative regulation of transcription by RNA polymerase II; regulation of immune system process; regulation of cytokine production. The record is from RefSeq and is a predicted model, not a curated record. NCBI's taxonomy places the organism in Eukaryota, Metazoa, Chordata, Amphibia, Anura, Hylidae.
ACAUAUAUAACACACACAUACACAGCUCUGCACCACGCACAUCACACACACACAGCUCUGCUGCAUACACAUAACUUCAGCUCAUCCAGCAGCGAUCACAACCAGCACAGCAGAGUCCUGCAUACACUGAGCAGAUGAGCCUAGAGCAGCAGCCCCUGAUCAUGUGACUCCUCCUCCUUGUGACUGAUCACAUGAUGGUGACAUCACCGCAGGUCCUGUAAGCACACGGCUCCUGUACAGUCUGCAGGUUGAGGUUCCUAUAAGGUGUCAGGACGUGGCGGUGUAUUUCUCCAUGGAGGAGUGGGAGUAUGUAGAAGGACAAAAGGAUCAGGUCAUGAUGGAGGAUCAGCAGCCCCUCACAUCACCAGAUGGAGUCAUGUAUAGAAAUCCACCAGAGAGGUGUCCCCGUCCUCUGUAUUCCCAGGACUGUCUGGAAAAUCUGAUUAAGGUUGAGGAUGAAGAAGAAGAGGAGAAGGAUUUAAUUACAGAUCAGCAGUAUGGAGUCAUGAAUAGAAAUUCACCAGAGAGGUGUCCCCGUCCUCUGUAUUCCCAGAACUGUACAGAGGGAAAUGUCCCAGAGAAUCAACAGUGUGAAGAUCUGAUGGAUAUUAAGGUUGAGGUCAAAGAUGAAGCAGAAGAGGAGACAAAUCACAGGGCCGAUCAGCAGUAUGGAUAUACAGGAGGUGAUGUAUUAAUUCCCUGUGUGUUCCCUACAGAUGGAGUCAUGGAUAGAAAUCCACCAGAGAGGUGUCCCCGUCCUCUGUAUUCCCAGGACUGUCCAGUGGGAAGUGUCCCAGAGAACCGUCAGGUUCAAAAUCUUAUUGAUAUAAAGGUUAAGGUUGAAGAAGAAGAGGAGAUGAAUUUCAGGGCCGAUCAGCAGUAUGGAGUAAUGGAUAGAAAUCCACCCGAGAGGUGUCCCCGUCCUCUGUAUUCCCAGGAUUGUCCAGGGGGAAAUGUCGCAGAGAACCAUCAGGAUGAAGAUCUGAUCGAUAUUAAGGUUGAGGUAAAAUAUGAAGAAGAGGAGGAGAUAGACUUCAGGGCCAAUCAGCAGUAUGGAGUCAUGGAUAGAAAUCCACCCGAGAGGUGUCCCCGUCCUCUGUAUUCCCAGGACUGUCCAGAGGGAAAUGUCCCAGAGAACCAUCAGGGGGGAGAUCUGACUAAUAAUAAAGUGGAGGAUGAAGAAGAGAGGAUGAGGGGCCAUCACCCGUGUAUGAGGGAAGUGAAGGAGGAAAUUCCAGGAGGUGUUACCCCAGAAAAUCCCAACUGUUAUGAAGAUGUGAUGUUAUCGGUGAAUUAUAAAGAUGAAGAUACCAUGCAGGGCUCCUCAGGAGAAGAUCAUACACCACAACCUGUACUACAUCCAGGACAUCACAGUACAGAUCUAUCAUACAAUUCGCCAGAUCAUCAGGAACCUUCUCCCGACCAAUCACAAGUUGUUACCGCAAGUACAGACCGGAAAGGGGGGGGGAAGUUUCACUGUGAUGAAUGUGGAAAACAGUUUACAAGAAGAUCUACUUUUUUUAUUCACAGAAGAAGUCACACAGGAGAGAAGCUAUAUUCAUGCAACGAAUGUGGGAAAUGUUUUACAUGUAAAUCAAAGCUUGUUAUACAUGAGAGAAUUCACACAGGAGAGAAGCCAUAUUCAUGUUCCGAAUGUGGUAAAUAUUUUAGAAAACAAUCAACCCUUGUUACACAUGAGAGAAUUCACACAGGAGAGAAGCCAUAUUCGUGCUCAGGUUGUGGAAAAUGUUUUACGAGUAAAUCAGGUCUUAUUAGACAUGAGAAAAUUCACACAGGAGAGAAGCCAUAUUCAUGCUCAGAAUGUGGGAAAUGUUUUAAACGUAAACCAGAUCUUGUUGUACAUGCGAGAAUUCACACAAGAGAGAAGCCGUAUUCAUGUUCAGAAUGUGGGAAAUGUUUUAUAGAUCAAUCAAAUCUUAUUAGACAUAAAAGAAAUCACACAGGAGAGAAGGCAUAUUCAUGCUUAAAAUGUGGGAAGUUUUUUUCACAUAAUAAAGAUCUUGUUAUGCAUGAGAGAAUUCAUACAGGAGAGAAGCCAUAUUCAUGCUCAGAAUGUGGGAAAUGUUUUACUGUGAAAUCACAGCUUGUUGCACAUAAGAGAACUCACACAGGAGAGAAGCCAUUUUCAUGUUCACAAUGUGGGAAAUGUUUUACAUUUAAAUCAACGCUUAUUAGACAUGAGAAAAUUCACACAGGAGAUAAGCCAUAUUCAUGCUCAGAAUGUGGGAUAUGUUUUACAAGUAAAUCAGAUCGUGUUAUACAUGAGAGAAUCCACUCAGGAAGGAAGUCAUAUUCAUGCUUAGAAUGUGGGAAGUGUUUUCCAAGCAAUAAAGAUCUUGUUAUGCAUGAGAGAAUUCAUACAGGAGAAAAGCCAUAUUCAUGUUCAGAAUGUGGGAAAUGUUUUACUGUGAAAUCACAGCUUGUUGCGCAUAAGAGAACUCACACAGGAGAAAAGCCAUAUUCAUGUUCAGAAUGUGGGAAAAGUUUUGCAGAAAAAUCAACUCUUAUUAGACAUGAGAGAACUCACACAGGAGAAAAGCCAUAUUCAUGCUCAGAAUGUGGGAAAUGUUUUACAAGUCAAUCAUAUCUUGUUGCACAUAAGAGAACUCACACAGGAGAGAAGCCAUAUUCAUGUACAGAAUGUGGAAAAUGUUUUACAGAUAAAUCAUCUCUGGUUAGACAUGAGAAAAUUCACACAGGAGAGAAGCGGCAUUCAUGCUCAGAAUGUGGGAAAUGUUUUAGAUGUAAAUCAGAUCUUGCUAGACAUGAGAGAAGUCACAUGAGACAAAGAGAGUCUCAGCAUUUAGGGAAUAAGAUCAAUGAACUUGGCUCAAUAAUGACAUCUGAGAAUGUAGAUUUACUGGCUGUUACUGAGACAUGGUUUAGUGAGAGUAAUGACUGGGAUAUAUCAAUACCAGGGUUUUCUUUAUUUAAGAAAGACAAAGAAGGUCCUGUAAGUACACGGAUCCCGUACGGCUUUGAAGGUGGAGGUUCUUUUAAAAUUGCAUUAUCUGUCUUGACUGACCCAUCAACCAUGGAGAGAGACAGGAACAAGAUGGCCGACAGGAUCAUAAACCUCACCCUACAGAUACUCUUCCGGCUUACUGGAGAGGAUUACACAGUAGAGAAGAAGUCCUCUAGUGGGCGCUGUCGGGCCCCUGUGUGUGAAGGAUGGGAGAGAAACCUGAGCCCAAUCCCGGGGCCCCCACCUCACUCCCUGAUACAUGAGGAAAUGGAUGAACAGAAGAUCCUAGAACUGAUCAACAAGAUGAUGGAGCUGCUGACUGGAGAGGUUCCUAUAAGGUGUCAGGACGUGGCGGUCUAUUUCUCCAUGGAGGAGUGGGAGUAUGUAGAAGGACACAAGGAUCAGUACAAGGAUCAGGUGAUGAUGGAGGAUCAGCAGCCCCUCACAUCACCAGAUGGAGUCAUGUAUAGAAAACCACCCGAGAGGUGUCCCCGUCCUCUGUAUUCCCAGGAUUGUCAAGAGGGAAAUGUCCCAGAAAACCAUCGGGGUGAAGAUCUGAUCCAUAUUAAGGUUCAGAUUAAAGAUGAAGAAGAAGAAGAGGAGACAACUCAUGGGGCCGAUCAGCAGUAUGGAGUCAUGGAUAGAAAUCCACCCGAGAGGUGUCCCCGUCCUCUGUAUUCCCAGGACUGUCCAGAGGGAAAUGUCCCAGAGAAGCAUCAGGGGGGAGAUCUGACUAAUAAUAAAGUGGAGGAUGAAGAAGAGAGGAUGAGGGGCCAUCACCCGUGUAUGAGGGAAGUGAAGGAGGAAAUUCCAGGAGGUGUUACCCCAGAAAAUCCCAAAUGUGAUGAAGAUGUGAUGUUAUCGCUGAAUUAUAAAGAUGAAGAUACCAUGCAGCGCUCCUCAGGCAAAGAUCAUACUCAACCUGUACUACAUCCAGGACAUCACAGUAAAGAUCUCUCAUACAAUCCGACGGAUCAUCAGGAACCUUCUCCCGACCAAUCACAAGUUGUUACCACAAGUGCAGAGCAGAAAGGGGGGAAAAGGUUUCAUUGUGAUGAAUGUGGAAAACAGUUUAAAAGAAGAUUAAAUCUUCUUACUCAUGGAAGAAGUCACACAGAGAAGACAUAUUCAUGUUCAGAAUGUGGGAAAUGUUUUAUAAAUCAAUCAAAACUUGUUAGACAUGAAAAAAAUCACAAAAUAGAAAAGCCACAUUCAUGUUCAGAAUGUGGGAAGUGUUUUAAAGGUAAAUCAAAUCUUGUUAUGCAUGAGAGAAUUCAUACAGGGGAGAAGCCAUAUUCAUGUUCAGAAUGUGGGAAAUGUUUUACUACGAAAGCACAGCUUGUUGCACAUAAUAGAAUUCACACAGGAGAAAAGCCAUAUUCAUGUUCAGAAUGCGGGAAAUGUUUUACGGAUAAAUCAACUCAUAUUAAACAUGAGAGAAUUCACACAAGAGAAAAGCCUUAUUCAUGUCCAGAAUGCGGUAAAAGUUUUACAGAUAAAUCAACUCGUAAUAGACAUGAGAGAAUUCACACCGGAGAGAAGCUAUAUUCAUGCUCAGAAUGUGGGAGAUGUUUUACAAGUAAAUCAGAUCUUGUUACACAUAAAAGACGUCACACAGGAGAGAAGCCAUUUUCAUGCUCAGAAUGUGGGAAAUAUUUUACACAUAGAUCAGCUCUUGUUAGACAUGAGAGAAUUCACACAGGAGAGAAGCCAUAUUCAUGUUCAGAAUGUGAGAAAUGUUUUACUGUGAAAUCAAAGCUUGUUGCACAUAAAAGAACUCACACAGGAGAAAAGCCAUAUUCAUGUUCAGAAUGCAGUAAAUGUUUUACAGAUAAAUCAACUCUUAUUAGACAUGAAAGAAUUCACACAGGAGAAAAGCCAUAUUCAUGUUCAGAAUGCGGGAAAUGUUUUACAGAUAAAUCAACUCAUAUUAAACAUGAGAAAAUUCACACGAGACAACGAGAGUCUAACCAGUUAAACCUUCCAGCGAAAUGUUGAAGUUGAAAGGAUUCUAAGGGACAAACCAAAUAAUAACCCAGUCCAAUGAGCAUAAUGUGAACAUCUCCUGAUUUAGCUCCUGAUGGAUGAUAGAGACACUAUGUGUACGGACAUUAUUGCACAAUUAUUAAUAAAUAUACAUUAUAAAUGGUUGAAUAUUUCAUUUCAGGAGAAUGUAUAAUAAAAGGAGAAGAUAUCAUCAAUAUAUCCUAAGAUAAGAAGCAUUGUCACAAUUCUUCCCUAAUGUUAUUUACAAUGGGACUCUGCUGCUGCCAAAUCUCCAUGCGGAAUUGCACACGGAGAUUUGGCAGCAGAGUCCCAUUAUAUUCUACGUGUCAACAUGGCCUUUGUGUUCGAUCUGUUAUCCGGAAAGGUGCAGGACUUGCCGUGCGGUGACAUAAAAGUAGUUUCAGUGGGGGGCAGGUCCUGCAGCUCUCCAAAGCGAAGGAGAAGGUCCUGCACCCCUCCGGAUAAUAGAGCAAAUGAUGCAGAAGCCUUGGCCGGCAAUGGAAGAGAAGGGCAAGGGAUUUUUAUUGUUUUCUUUUGGAGGGGACUUAAUGGGGAAAAAUAAUGGGCGCAUCUACCUCAGUGUUUUCCAACCAAGGUGACUCCAGCUGUUGAAAAACUACAACUCUCAGCAUAUUAGGAGUUGUAGCUUUGCAACAGUUCUGGUUUGGAAACACUGAUCUACCUAUUAGGUGACCUGACUACAGGGGGCUUUAACCCCUUAAGCACCAGGCCAAUUUUAUUUUUGCAUUUUCAUUUUUUCCUCCUCGCCUUCUAAAAAUCAUAACUCUUUUAUAUUUUCAUCCACAGACUAGUAUGAGGGUUUGUUUUUUGCGCGACCAGUUGUCCUUUGUAAUGACAUCACUCAUUAUACCAUUAAAUGUAUGGCGCAACCAAAAAAAUACUAUUUGUGUGGGGAAAUUAAAAAGAAAACUGCAAUUUUGCUAAUUUAGGAAGGUUUUG